UUAUUAGUAUCAGAUUUCUGAUACAUGAGUGAAUCAAAUUGAACAAGGCCCUGAAGAAAAUUUAAGAAAUAUCCAAGAAGACUGUUACAGCUUCAUUGGCAACCUGUGACCGACCCAAAUCAGCUGACCAAUCUCCUUGCUAGCUACAGUACUCUCUAAAAUGAUUUAUAUAUAUGAUAGAAAUAAUUGAAAGAAUUAAAUAAAUGCAAGCUAAAGACAUGGGAGUAAAAACUGAAGGCCGUGAAAAACUAUGACAGAGAUUCUUACCAUCCGAAUUUGGGACGGAUCCUGCAAGAAUGGCUCAUGCAAUAGCACCUGGAAGAGUGACAUUUGACGAUAAAAUGGUCGUUAGAAAAGCAAUUGAGGAUGCUAAAAUCCCGUUUACUUACAUCUGUGCCGGUUGCUUUGCUGGAUAUUUCAUCGGCGGUCUUUGUCAACCUGGAAAUAUUCUCCCUUCAAGAGAGCGGGUGCUCUUGCAUGGCGAUGGCAACGUCAAAGCUGUUUAUGUUGAUGAGGACGAUAUAGCGACUUACGCUAUCAAGACAAUUGAUGAUCCUCGUAUGUUGAACAAAACUCUCUACAUUCGCCCGCCGGAGAAUACCCUCUCUCAAAGAGAGGUAGUUCAGGCAUGGGAGAAGCUUAUCGGCAAGGAGCUAGAGAAGACUAGUAUUUUAGAGAAAGAUUUCCUCUCUAUCAUAAAUGGCACAGAUGAUUACGCACAGCAAGUGGGUCUAGGACAUUACUACCAUGUUUGCUAUGAAGGUUGCUUGACAAACUUUGAAAUAGGCGAAGAGGGAGAAGAGGCAUCUCGGUUGUAUCCAGAAGUUAACUACGUGCGAGUGAAGGACUAUCUCAAGCGUUAUCUGUGAACAAAUCUCGUGUGGCGGAUCCGUGUGCAUGUUAUCAGCACUAAUAACUUGAUGUUGUAACAUCUGUUCCCAUGCUUUUAUUAGCAACAGUUGUUUGCGAAAAAUUCGAUGCGCACCUGUUGCGUUUUCUUUAUUUUGUGUUUGGGUUACGCCGAGGAUUAUCUGAAGAGCUAUCUGUAGACAAAUCUAUGCAUCACUGGUCGACCGUUUAUUAAUUGUAUGAUAUAAAUUUAAGUCGGGUAUA
Asparagus officinalis (garden asparagus) is the source of this 1113-nucleotide messenger RNA. Its product is annotated as bifunctional pinoresinol-lariciresinol reductase 2-like. The coding region runs from base 297 to 869 and encodes 190 amino acids. The record is from RefSeq and is a predicted model, not a curated record. Lineage: Eukaryota; Viridiplantae; Streptophyta; Magnoliopsida; Asparagales; Asparagaceae. The transcript is spliced from 3 exons.